UUCAUUGCAACUCUGACCUCAGCACCAGCAUCUGCUUCCUGAAGGGAGAUGGCUAGGAUGGACACACAGCCUCCUUCUGGAAGAAAACAGUGUCUCCGGGCAAGCUGAGUUUGCUAGAGACCCUCACACCAAACAGACCAGCACAAUGAUUUCCCAGGGAGUCUGGACAAGUCCGUUCAUGUGGUUUUUCUACAGCAUGACCUCAGGUUUUCUCACGGAUGCAGUGUCCGUUUUACCUGCCCCUCAGAACCUCUCUGUACAGUCAACCAACAUGAAGCAUCUCUUGAUGUGGAACCCAGUGACCCAGCCGGGGGAGACGGUGCUCUAUUGUGUGGAGUAUCAGGGGGAGUACGAGAGCCUGUACAUGAGCCACAUCUGGAUCCCCAGCAGUCAAUGCUCACCGACCAAAAGUCUGGAGUGUGAUGUCACCGAUGACAUAACCGCCACAGUGCCAUAUAACUUCAGGGUCAAGGCCAUGCUGGGCUCACAGACUUCAGCCUGGAGCAACCUGGAGCACCCCUUUAACCGAAAUGCAACUGUCCUCACCCCACCCAGGAUGGAGGUCACUGAACAUGGGCUGCAUCUGGUUAUUGAGCUGGAAGACCUGGGGCCCCAGUUUGAGUUCCUUGUGGUCUACUGGAGGAGGGAGCCUGGCGCCGCGGAACAUGUUAAGAUGGUGAGGAGUGGGGACAUUCCGGUGCACCUAGAAACCAUGGAACCGGGGGCCAUGUACUGUGUGAAGGCGCAGGCACUGGUGAAAGCCAUCGGGAGGCACAGUGCCUUCAGCCAGCCUACGUGUGUGGAGAUGCAAGGAGAGUCUCUUCCGCUGGCACUAGCUCUGUUUGCGUUUGUUGGCUUCAUGCUGAUUCUCGUGGUUGUACUACUCUCCGUCUGGAAGAUGGGCCAGCUGCUCCGGUAUUCUUGCUGCCCCGCCGUUGUCCUCCCAGACACCUUGAAAAUAACCAGUUCGUCUCAGAAGCUGAUCAGCUGCAGGAAGGAGGAGGUGGACGCCUGUGCUGUGGCUGUGCUGUCCUCGGAGCAUCUCUUUGGGGUCUGGAUCUCACAGACUUGAGAAGGACCUGAUGGAUUAACAGCCUGGUCUGCAGGACCCAGAACCCUGGAUGGGGUGGGUUGUGUUUCUGUUUUCCUCUGUGGACAAAAGACAAAGAGAAGUAACAGGAGCCUACUGUGUGCACGUCUAGCAGUGACCGUCAGAGGCAGAGUGGCGUGACCAUCCAAGAGUGACAGAAAUAGUCUAGAGAGGUGAUCCCCAGACACACAGUUACCAUACGCUCACUGAAAAACAGUGGAGAAAAUGGCUUCAUACCUCGGACCCCCGCUUUGUCACCUGUAGUGGGGAUUAAAUGGUUUCUCCCCUCAUCUCUGUGUGUAUACAAACUCGCACUUGCAGGUUGGCAAGGAGACUGGUGGCACUGUGCACAACGGUGAGUUCAGAUCAUGCGGACUGUGGGGCAUACGCGUGUGCUAAGAAUGAUCAGAGUACUCAGCCGGGUGCAAAAUCUCAGCACUUUGGAGGAGCGGGAGAGAAAAUCACAGCCUAGACGACACGGUGAAACCCCAUCUGAAGUAAACAACCGAACAACCAAGAGUAAUAAACCUCCUUUUGUCAAAUCAAACUCAGACCACUGUUGGUUUGGACUUCCCUCUUUACAAGAGGAAACCCGAGGAGGGACGGAAGAAUGGGAGGGCUGUUUCACUUCAAGCCAAAUCCUGUCAGCACGCUCUGCUGAGGGUGACAUCGAGAGAGGCCGUAGCCCGUCCAUGAUGGGACAUGCGCGGAUGCUGCUGUGGGUUCAUGAAAUGUCAUCAGAUCCUAGGACCUUGUCCACAGUAAAUCACACCAGCUCUCUUCCUAAGGACAAUUCACUCAGGGUUUCUCAGUCGCUCUCAGGUACUCAUCAGGAACCCCUGACUAGAGGCAUAACCAUCACUACCUCCAGGCAGCGAGGGAGGGGUGGAGGACAGCUUCAGUCAGAGGAGGAUGAAAGGAGGUGGCUUCAUCUCUCUCUGCAGAGUCAGGCUCACCACCACCUCCCCCUCUGGAACCUGGAGCUGGCUUGUCUCUGCCCCAACUUCCUGGGCUUCACCAGCCAGACAAGGGUAGAGACAGUGUAACGGUUUCAACCAGGUGCUUCCAGUCCGUCUUCAGCACAGAUGCCAACGGCCUCAUCUCUACUUUGGGGACUCCAGGAGAGAUAUGUAGGGGUGUGGGCAGAUAUGUAGGGGUGUGGGCUGAGGCUCCCUGCCUUUGUCCUGUUCUGUAUAUUUCUGCCUUGACUCUUUUGUGAAGCGUGUGUUAAAUGUUAUAUUUCAACUGGUCUGGAAAUGUGCUGUUUACAGAAUUAAAAAUUGCAUACUUACAUUAACCUUCAUCUUUUCUCCCCUCUCUUCUCUGCUCCCUCACCCCAGGGACUUCAUUCCUCUGUUACCUAAGCUCAGAAUAAAGAAUUACCCCGA
Mus musculus (house mouse) is the source of this 2478-nucleotide messenger RNA. RefSeq names its product interleukin 20 receptor beta (gene Il20rb). Lineage: Eukaryota; Metazoa; Chordata; Mammalia; Rodentia; Muridae. The record is from RefSeq and is marked validated. Bases 146 to 1072 code for a protein of 308 amino acids. Gene Ontology annotation, molecular function: cytokine receptor activity. Gene Ontology annotation, biological process: interleukin-19-mediated signaling pathway. The transcript is spliced from 7 exons. Gene Ontology annotation, cellular component: signaling receptor complex; interleukin-20 receptor complex.